Molecule: messenger RNA, 867 nt
Organism: Brachypodium distachyon (stiff brome)
Lineage: Eukaryota; Viridiplantae; Streptophyta; Magnoliopsida; Poales; Poaceae
Exons: 4
Coding region: 242-622 (126 amino acids)
Molecular function (GO): protein binding
Source: RefSeq, a predicted model, not a curated record
ACCGCGGUGCAUUUGCGCCCAGUGGGCAACGGGGCAUGUGCUCUGCGUCUCUGCUGCUCGCGACCUAUCGCUCUCGCAGCUUCCCCUCCACUGCCACACGCCGCGCUCUUCUCCCUCCCACUCCCCCUCCGCUUCCUCCCGGCCCCCGGGCAGAUGAGACCUUGCGCGCUACGCUGAGAAGAUUUCAUCUUUGGGGAUCCAGGUGGGGAGCGCCUCGCCCUCGUCGGGGAGGGAGGCGGAGAUGAGACGGGCGCGGCAGCCGGAGCCGCUGGAUUUCUUCAUCUGGACCGUCGAGGAUGUGGGGCUAUGGUUGGAAGAGAUAAACCUUGGUGGUUAUUGCCAAGCAUUUGAAGAAAACGGUGUCAACGGAGAGUAUUUAGAGAGCCUUUCCACGUUUACUACAGAGCAGAUUCUGCGGUUUAUCAGGCGGUGCCAUAUGAAAUGGGGAGAUUUUAUAUCGCUCUGUAAAGAGCUGAGGCGCAUCAAAGUUGCCUGCCUGAAAGGGGAGCAGGAGGUUCGCAGGCCGUGGUGGGCGCCACCGUGCCUGUCAGUCGUCUUCGUGAGGGUGGCCAAGCGGAACCGGCAGUCCCGGGUCGUCUCCCUGAAGCUCGAACAACCUUAGCGGCUUCACUGCCACCUGAGCUGGACUUCUGCUAGAAGGCGCGGCGAGCUGUAAUGUAUACUCUUCAGUGGGUUCGGCUGGAGAAGAAGCAGGGCGCUGUGUGUGCAAAGUGUAAACCUGUGAGGUGUUGUAAUUUGUUGAUUUGUUUUCCAUAUGUAGGAUUUUAGACAGCAAGGACAUACAUAUACAUGUACUACGAAUAUGGUUCUUUUCAGUGAAGAAUAUUCUCUUCUCUUGGUCAAUCA